CGAACUCUGGCGCCGUGGGAACGCGGUCGGCCAGGAGUUUUUGCGGCGUUCGGAACUGAAGCGCUUCGGUUAGGUUCAGAACGGCAACCCAACGCGGGGGAAGAAGAAAAAUGGUCGGAAAGGAAGGACUUGCUGGAAAGAAUCAAGACGAGGGCGCCCGCUAGAGCGGCGGCGAGAUCCGGGUGGGCUGGGGAAAGCGAAAGCGAGUCUUCACGGAGGCCUCUGCUGGGAGCCCCGCGCCUCUCCGCCUUGGCUCUCCAGGGGCGCAGGCGCGUCGUCGGGCCAAGAGGCAGCGGCGGAGAUGGAGAGCUCGGCGGAGAUCCCUUUCCGUAAUGCCGCCGCCGCUUUCCGGAGAGCGGAGGAGGAGGAGGAGGAGGAGAUGCCUUGAUGAAUAUUCAGGAAUGCAUCUUUACACCGAGAAGCCCACACCCUCCUUCGCUGAUCCCCUCGCAGCCGGGCUCUGCCCCCGUUGGCCGCGCAGGAACGCCUGGCCAUUCGUGCUCGCCGGCUAGGGGCUCGGGGGAAUGACCUGAAGGGCAGGAUCCCGGGCAAGCGGCGGACGCCUCCUUCGCGCGCGCAGCUUUGUUCCACCAAUGAACACAUCUGGAUUUCUCGAGAUGAAAGAUGACCUGAAAAAAUAGCAACAUGAAAUCCUCCAGCCUGCCAGGGGAAGUUGCCUGAGGAGAAGGACCCGUGGUCUGCAGCCAGCUGUGCUCCUGGACAGCAACUUAAUAUGGCUCACUCUGGCAUCUGGAACAGCCUCAAGUCUGUGCUGAAAAAGAAAGACGACUCCUUGUUCUUGAACGACUGCAGUGCCUUUGAUUUUUCUGAUGAGGUUGGCGAGGAGGACUUCCCCAGGUUGAACAAACUGCGAGAUGUCGUUUCUGAUGACCCAGCUGAUGCUUCUGCCAACGGGGCUCAUGUGGGACCUCAGUCUGAUGACGAGUCCUUGCUGGACAGGGACAUGGCUCUGCGGAGCGCCCAGACUGGACCUGGUACUAUAGACCCUUGCAACAAUUGCAGCAAACAAAGGGAACUGUUGAAGCAGCGGAGGGUGAAGAGGCGCCUGGUCCUGGCAGCAGCGCUGUAUCUCCUCUUUAUGACAGGGGAGCUUGUAGGUGGAUACAUCGCCAAUAGUCUAGCAAUCAUGACUGAUGCGCUUCAUAUGUUAACUGACCUCAGUGGCAUUAUUUUGACCCUGCUUGCUUUGUGGCUGUCUGCAAAAUCACCCACAAAAAAGUUCACCUUUGGAUUCCAUCGCUUAGAGGUUUUGUCUGCCAUGUUCAGUGUCUUGCUGAUCUAUAUCCUUAUGGUUUUCCUCUUGUAUGAAGCUGUUCAAAGAACCAUCCACAUGGGCUAUGAAAUCAAUGGAGAUGUCAUGCUGAUUACAGCAGCUGUUGGUGUGGCAGUAAACCUCAUAAUGGGCUUUCUGCUGAACCAGUCAGGCCACCUUCACUCCCAUUCGCACGCCCCUCCCUGUGUUCCUCCAGCCACCUCCUCCACUGCAGCAUCUGGGCACAGUCAUGGCCACAGCAGCCUGGCAGUGAGAGCUGCAUUUGUGCAUGCCCUCGGAGACUUGGUGCAGAGUAUUGGCGUGCUGGUCGCUGCAUACAUAAUCCGUUUCAAGCCAGAAUACAAGAUUGCUGAUCCUAUCUGCACAUAUGUAUUCUCAGUUCUUGUGGCUUUCACAACAUUUCGGAUCAUACGGGACACUGGCAUAAUUGUACUUGAAGGCGUUCCAAGGCAUUUGAAUGUGGAGCUCAUUAAAGAAGAGUUAAUGAAAAUUGAAGAUGUGUUUUCAGUGGAAAACCUGAAUGUUUGGUCACUAACUUCAGGAAAAACAAUUGCCAUAGUCCACUUGCAAUUAGUUCCUGGUAGCUCAUCAAAAUGGGAGGAUGUCCAGUCCAAGGCCAGACGACUGUUGAUGAACACAUUUGGAGUCUAUCAGUGCUCCAUCCAACUUCAGAGUUACAGGCAAGAAGAGAGCAAACCUUGUGCAAACUGUCAGAGCUCCAGUGCCUAAUUUUCCACACUUUUGGUAGGGGUAGGGGGCUUGCUGCCUUAUACUUUUAUGCAGCCAAAAGACCACAAAGCAAUAAAUGCAGGAUUUACGAAUAGGAUGGGAAUCCUUCUAGGUCUGGAGUUGUCUUGGCACUCAGUGUGACAAGAAAGAUGAACUGGCUAAAGCACUGGGCUAGAAUAAUGAAGAUGAAUACUCACCCUUCCUCUCUCACUGUUAAUUUUUGGUAAGGUUUUCUUGCCAAUGUAUUUUUUUCCAACAGGUUGUUUACAGAUCACAUUAUGGUUGGGCAGAUAUUUUCUAUGUGGCCAUUUGUUAACCGUCUAACAAUACUUGCCUACCCUCCCAAAGGGCAUCAGGAAUUAACUACUUGAGUCUAAAUAGAGUUGACAAGGUCUAUCAUGUCCAUAAUCUAUUAAGUUAAUGAUCUUUGAACUGGUUACACAGUAUUUUCCCCAUUACAAAAACAGACAGGUUUCAGUACCUUGCUUAAAAAGAUGCUGCAGGGAAAACACAAACCCUUCAUACAAACUUGAAUAUGUAUUGGGACAUAUAGCUUUUACAGUAACCAGUCUUGGAAAAUGUAGCUUUAAAAUUAUAAACUAUAAAAGGUCUUUAGCCAAGACAAGCUACUGAUUGUUUAACUGAAGACUUUGGGGCUGGAUCCACCCUAUGUGCAAAUAUCAAUAGUCUUUUAUAACGUUCAGCAAAGGACUUCUACCAUAGAAAAGUAUAUAUUUAAUUUCUUCAAAUCUAUAUGGUUGGCUCUUGAGACAAUUUUUACUGAUCAUCUUGAAUAUCUAAUGUUUUAAGCUGCUCCAAGAAACCAUUUGGUUAGUAUGGCUCUUAAAUCUAGUAAAUGAAUAUGCUGUAGAACUGAUUGAUUUGCUUCACUGAAAGAGAAGGGGCCCUUCUAGAAACUGCAUCAAAUGUAAAGAUCAAAUCAGUAGACAUAAUAUAGACAUUCUGGAAAUAAAAGAACCAAGACUUUGGAUACGCUGCAGUCCCUAAAGCUCAGAAUUCAGAGUCUGGGCUCCAUUUCUUCUUUGCAUUUCCUUCCAACAAAUUUGUGGCUUUUGCAUGAUGAUGUGCUGAAGUGUGCUAGUGAAAUGUUAGUGAUUUGGUGAACUGUCCUCCCUUUCUGUCAAACAGGGGAGCACACCCACUGCCUUUUCCCCCUUAUCUAGUGAUCUACAAGUAAAAUUUUCCUUUCUAAUCUGUGUGCUGAAUCGCAGGCCUUGAUAACCGCAUUGCAGGCACCAAAUUAUUGGGUUUUUCUUCAUUUUGAGCAUGGAGAAGAGGGAAACUGAAGGAAAGCCAGCAUAAAACAGCGGUGUUGCAUUUGGAUAAUAGAUAAUCCAAAACCAGACUGGACAUAGAUUUUAAUGUUGAACCAAAAACACCAGGAUUUGGCCUCAUUUUCUUUGCUUUUACACCACUUUGAUUACUCUAAAGAGAACUCCAACAUGAACUAAGAUUUUGCUGUAUAAGUUUUGACUAUACUUUUUGGCUAAGUCUGCUAGUUUUGGCCUUCAGCUAUGAAAUCCGAGGCAAUCAACUUUGAAAAUGUAGCUAGAAACAUUUUAUUUUCUUCCUAAAUGUUUGCAUCAGUUGCAAUUAGAGCUAAAAAAGAUAGUUCCAGAUUAUCACAACUGACAACAGAAAUACAUAUCAGUGUUACCAAUUGCCAGCAUAUUUUGACUAACUGGAUAUUUAGGACAUAUAGUUAGAAAUCAGUAUCCUUCAUAAUGUGAUUUUUGUAAUAUUUUAAUCUUCUGAUGAGGGCUUUUAAAAAUUAUUAUAUGAAGGCAUAUUGGAUAAUUAUUUAGAACAUACCUUUUAAAAAGAAAAAUCAAUUAUUUCAUAUAAACUGUGCCAUAAUACUGCAUUUUAAAGCUAUCAUUUGAUGAAAAGCAAACUCAUAUGAUGUAUGUUGGUAGUUGGUACCUAAAUCAAACUACACUGAUGCCCACUUGGUGGAUUUCUGGUGUCAUUUGUAAUUGGGACUGGCCAAUACUUCUCCCCUUGUGCCCAUCCUAAGUCAAAAUUGCAGUAUUAGUUUGAGCAAAGUGCACUAUAUUAUAUAUAUUUUUUCUUCCAAAAGAGAAGUGGAAAUUCUACAAAGCAGUAUAUUUGCAUUUCCAGCUCUGAGGUGAGAGCUAGGAUCUUUGGAAACCUGUUGUGUUUGCUACAUUACAAUAUAACACAAAGCCAUAUCACAGUUUGUGAACAAUUUCUGUAUCCCUUCUAUAUGACCUUUCUGGAAGUCAGGUAUUUUUGCACACAAUGGAUAUUCAUAAUGGAUAUUUCAUGAAGCUAGGGUUUACAGUACACCCAAUUAGAAACUUGGUUUUUGGUAGAUCUGUACUGUACUUGGGAGUUUUAAAAUUGUAAUUAUAUCCUAUAUAUUUGUUUAAUGAAACAAAUGUGUUGCUUUACUGUGGAUUUAUUAAAUCAGUUAUUAAACUGCCCCUUUAUGUAUA
Molecule: messenger RNA, 4503 nt
Organism: Varanus komodoensis (Komodo dragon)
Lineage: Eukaryota; Metazoa; Chordata; Lepidosauria; Squamata; Varanidae
Gene: SLC30A4
Product: solute carrier family 30 member 4
Exons: 8
Coding region: 734-2023 (429 amino acids)
Biological process (GO): response to zinc ion; zinc ion transmembrane transport
Cellular component (GO): plasma membrane
Molecular function (GO): zinc ion transmembrane transporter activity
Source: RefSeq, a predicted model, not a curated record